AUGCAUUUGGUGCGGGUUGCUGCGGGCGUCCUGCUGCUGGCGGCCCACGCCGCCGGCCAGUCCACACCAAAGUUGAAUUCCUCGGCGAUCACCACGCUCCUCGCUGGGACCCCGGCCUGCGCUAUGCUAUGCUUCGCCCAGGGGUUCCAAGCAGGGAACUGUACGAUGGCCGGUCUCACAGACUGUGUCUGUACCAACAUUCCCCUGCAAGCCGGGGUGUCUGCAUGUGUGCAGACGUCUUGCAUCUUCGACCAGCAAGUCGCCACCGCUGAGAUAUCGCAACAACUAUGCCGUGGGUACCCAAUACCAGAGCGUCGACGAUUUUCAAAAGUCUUCUCCAUUGUCCUACCUUCCAUAAGCGCCGCGACGGUGGCUCUUCGGUGUGUCGCGAGAUGGACGGUCACGAACCAGCUCUGGUGGGAUGACUGGACAGCCUUGAUGGGCUUGUUCUUUCUCAUAGUGACAGCAGUACUGGGCUACUAUAAUGCCGGCCUCGGCUUUGGUAUUCAUUAUUGGGAUGUUGAGCCAGGGAAAGGAAAGACCAUCUUACAGAUAUUCUACGUUCUGCAAAUGCUCUACAUAUUCGUACUCAUCUCCGCGAAGUCAUCGAUAUGCUGUUUUUACUCUCGGGUAUUCACCAACAACAAGCGAUUCCGGCGGGUCACAACAGGGGUUACGGUAUUCCUCCUAACACAUGGCCUCAUGUUCUUCUUCCUCGUUACAUUCCAAUGCCUCCCCAUUGAAGCCAUAUGGAACCGACGAAUCGAAGGCCGCUGUCUCGAUUACGCAGCGCUCGGCUAUGGAGGUGCUGCCGUCAGCAUCUUUGAAGACCUAAUCCUAUUCAUCAUUCCCAUCCCAGAGCUCAUGAAGCUACAGCUGUGCAGGAAGAAGAAGCUCGCCCUUGUCUUCAUGUUUAGCGUGGCGUCAUUUGCUUGUAUCGCCAGCAUGAUCCGCCUCAAAUACAUGGUUUCAUAUGCCAACACCUACGACGCGACAUGGGACAACGUUGACAUUGUUCUGUGGUCUUCCAUUGAACUCAACGCGGCAAUCAUCUGCGGCAGUCUUCCUGCGUUACGGCCUCUAUUCAAGAAGAUUCCCGGCAUUCUCACCACUCCCUCUGGCGCUUAUGAUUAA
Molecule: messenger RNA, 1134 nt
Organism: Colletotrichum aenigma
Lineage: Eukaryota; Fungi; Ascomycota; Sordariomycetes; Glomerellales; Glomerellaceae
Product: Satratoxin biosynthesis SC1 cluster protein 4
Exons: 11
Coding region: 1-1134 (377 amino acids)
Source: RefSeq, a predicted model, not a curated record